Messenger RNA from Aspergillus vadensis CBS 113365, 1089 nucleotides. RefSeq lists its product as uncharacterized. The coding region runs from base 1 to 1089 and encodes 362 amino acids. NCBI's taxonomy places the organism in Eukaryota, Fungi, Ascomycota, Eurotiomycetes, Eurotiales, Aspergillaceae. Gene Ontology annotation, biological process: regulation of DNA-templated transcription. The transcript has 4 exons. Gene Ontology annotation, molecular function: DNA-binding transcription factor activity. The record is from RefSeq and is a predicted model, not a curated record.
AUGAAAGCUUCAACCAAGGAACGGAAGAGAGCGGCCGACCGCGAAGCGCAACGAAUCAACCGUGCUCGAACUAAAGACUACAUUCAACACUUGGAGAAAACGGUACAAGUUCUGUCUGGCCAACAGGAAUCGGCGACACUGAAAGAGAACUAUACAAAACAUCACAAGCUGUUAACGGACCUACAAGGGACAUUGAAGAAGAUAGCACGACUUGCCAAUAGCGCCGUAAAUCAAGAUCUCAGUCAGACCGAAGAGCCUGCUGCCGAGGAUAGCAAGUCACAAAACAACCAGCAAAAGCAAUCACCACAUAGCGAGCUGGAAGAUCUUGAGGAUGCGACUAGGAGUGUUCCAAGAAUUACUACUAUCUCUCGGACAAAUCUACAUCCCGACAACUUCUUUGGAAUUGACUUUGAAUGCAGCGAUCGCGAACGGAACUUUCUUCUAGUGCUUGGGAGCGCCUUUAGUUUGAUACAGGCAUACUCGAAUGACCACGCACUACUCAAUGCCUCACCCAAAACGGAUGACGAUAUCUGUAUUCGUGCCGUUGUGGAUGGAUGGGAUGCUGCAGAGGACAGAUAUCCAUUUGACCCGGCCUGGAAGCUGCUUCAAGCUGUUGACCAGGGCCUAUAUUACAGAUGUGAUUCUGUCACACGCAUUGCUUUGUUACGAGGAAAGAUGGGCUUUCCUCAAUUCUCUAUCCCCGACUACAUGCGUGCUGGUCACAUACAAUGUACCAUUCCACAUGCACCAUUUCUUGACUUCUUACCUCUCCCGCAGUUUCGCGAUUACUGGAUUCUGAGCGGCAUCGAUUACGCAUCGGAGAGUUGUGCAGCGGAGUUCACGAAGAGAAUUCAAUUUGUAUGGCCAUUCGAAUUGAGGGACGUUUUUCUGAAAGAGGUGUCUACCGGGAACUACCUUUUCUCUCACGAAUUCGACACGAGAUACUACAGUUCGGAGUACUGGAUGUUCGACAGUCCUACUGCACCUAUGCCGCUUUUACCUCAGUAUGACACGCUUCCUGACCUUCACCCGACUACAUUGGAUGACAUUUCAACUCUUUGUGAAAAUAUUGCAGAGGAUGUUCAAUGA